AUGGAUGUCUUCAAAGACGUGGUCAAUCGGAAAACAAUACCUACCGCGGCCGAUCCCGACGGUCGAUUCCAGUACCAUGCCGAGAGGCUCACCGCUGCGGCCAUCACGCAGACCUACAACUACAUGAUCGAGGGGGGUCUCGAGUACGGGUUGCUGACUACCGGCGAGACCAUUGUAUUCUUGCGACUAGACUGGCGAGAACCCGGCACACUCUUGUAUCAUCUAGCAGAGCCCGCUGUUGAGGUGGCAGCGCAAUCGGGGGAACACCAUGCUUGCACCGCAGUUGGCCAGUACCUGGCAUUUAGCCUGAUGGCUCUCGGCCCCUCAGGAAACCCACCCAAUGUUCGAGCGCAGGAUGAGCGGCAGCGUGUGAUCUUGGGGCUGAGGCGAUGGGCAGAGGACUUUGAGACGACAUUGCGAUCAAUUCCCCGAGACGAGCGAUACGCUCCGAGCAGCUCAAGCUCCGGCUCGCUGUAUGCGCCGACGACUUAUGCAGGCAUCAGCCGGUCACCGCGCGUGCCUCGAACAAGACGCAAACACUGGGCGCAGGAAGAGGACCGUCCAGAUGUGCAGCCAGUAUUCAGGGACCGGGACGACGAGCCUUCGUCGGAUGAGUCCUCACCUCCGAUGCCGGACACCCCGACACCGUCUGAGCCGCGGUCGAGUAGUCAGAGCCAAGGCCCACGGCGCAGCCAGCGCAUUCUGGGCCGAGGGCCGCGCGGGGAAGCUUCACAAGAGCGACUGUACUGCACACAGCGAUGCCUUCUAGGACUAGUCAGAAAAGGUCGCCUUGACGGAACGUGUCCCAACGUUCUCUUGCACCGGCAGGCUAACCUUGCAGCUGCUGAUCAUCUGAUCGACCGUGAGGAGUUCCUCCGGCUCCUAUUUCAGCGGCUGCAGGAGUCUCUCGACCACGGGAUCAGUCGUCUAGAUGUGGGCGGAUCUCGCGGCGUGCUGUUCAAAGUCAGCCUGAUGGCCUACGGCUACACUUUCGUCGCCAAGGGCACGGUGCCGGUCUGCUUGGACGCGAUAGAUCUUCGCGACAUGGACAAGAUCUAUUACUACGACCAUCGGGUCUACAUCGAAUAUAUGUUGCUUCUCUCGCAUGGCAGUCCGAUUGACGAAGCGGUUCGUGCUGGUGAGGUCAAACGGUGUCUGCGGGCGAUACAUCGGGAUGUGCGUCGUACCAAUGUGCUCCGCAAUACCGACACAGGGGAGCUCAUGCUGAUUGACUUUGAACGUUCUGUCGUCAAUGCAGGAUGGAAGCCGCUGGGGAAUAUCGUGCCUAACAAGCGAUCGUGGAAUGGGCAAAGGAAGGGGACUACGGCGCCAUUAUACAGUCAUGCUCCGGGAGACGCCAGUUACGAAGAAGAUAUACUGCAGGCAAGGGUCGAGUUCCCUGAGAAGGACAUCUUUGCAGUGCCCGCGGCAUGUGCCUACAAGCCACGAAAGACGCAUGUCGCUGCCGGCAUGGCUGCUUCAUUGAAAAGUGUACGCACGUCUGAAUGA
Molecule: messenger RNA, 1509 nt
Organism: Truncatella angustata
Lineage: Eukaryota; Fungi; Ascomycota; Sordariomycetes; Amphisphaeriales; Sporocadaceae
Exons: 2
Coding region: 1-1509 (502 amino acids)
Source: RefSeq, a predicted model, not a curated record